Messenger RNA from Leptopilina heterotoma, 3583 nucleotides. RefSeq names its product protein zer-1 homolog. The transcript has 9 exons. Gene Ontology annotation, cellular component: Cul2-RING ubiquitin ligase complex. NCBI's taxonomy places the organism in Eukaryota, Metazoa, Arthropoda, Insecta, Hymenoptera, Figitidae. The record is from RefSeq and is a predicted model, not a curated record. Bases 689 to 2962 code for a protein of 757 amino acids.
ACCUUUCUCAUCAAUUUUUUCUUAACAAUAAACUAUAUUUUAAAUUGUGAUUAAAAUCGAAAUAUUUUUUUUUUAUGGAAAAGAAUCAAAUCAGUUAACGAAUACGAUAAAUAGAAUUAAAAAUUGCAUUCUAACCUCAAAAUAUAUUGGAUAUCGCAAUUUCAUUUUUCCUCUUUUCCAAAUUAAAAAUAGAAAAAAAUUAAUUAUAAAAGAAAAGUUUUGAUUGCACAAAAUUGGGAAAUAUUUUUUUUCAAAAGAUUGGGGAAAAAAAGUAAAAAAAAAAAGUAGAACGUGAAAAAACUACGUGAGUCAAAUAUUGUUAAAAAACAUGCGUGAUGUAGUGAAGUAAAGUUGCUCCAUCCAUUAUGCGUUGUAUUAAUAAAUUUUCCCAAAUUAUAGUUUAUUUCAGAUAUAGAAUCAAGAGUGGAGAAUAAAUUUUCUUAUUUGGGUAUCGUUAGUGUCAACAUUUAAAUAAGAUAUAAAGUUGAAACGUCAUUUUUCUUUUUUUAUUGUGUGAGUGAUUAUGACGCAAAACCUGAACAGUUAAGGGUUUUCUGCGUCAGUGAAUAAUGACCCAGCUGAUUCGUUUGACAGGUUUGACAGUUAAAAAUUGCGUAAUUUAAGGGAAAAAAAAGGAGUCGUUUUAUUUUAUUACGACUAUAAUUUUAUUCUUAUUUUGAUUUAAAAUAUGAAAGCCAUGUGGAAUCUCGACGAUCUAUUUGUUGUCAAUCAAUAUUUGGGUGUGGAGAGUUUAACAAAUCUUUGCUAUAAGGUGAUAUGCGAAAAUUUGGAUAUCAUUUCAACAAAGGGAAAACGCGGUCAUCGUACACUUAAAAAGGGAUUAAUAUUGCCGAGUGAAAUUUGCGAUAAAAUUAUUUUACAUUCACAACAGAGCGAGGCAAUUGAGGAGAAUGAUUAUUUUUUCUCAAUAUUUAAAAAUGUUCUCGUCACAAAAUUAAAACGUGUUAAAAUAAGUAAUUGCAGUCUCACCGAUUCUUCUGUUUUGACAAUUGUCGCUCAUAAGAUCACCGAAUUGGAGUUUAAUAAUUGCUCCAAUAUUACUGAAUUGUCCAUUGAAUAUUUAAAUGAGAAUUCGGAAAAUUUACAGAGUCUCGUUUUUCAUGGAUGUAUCAGUAAAUUUCGCACCGAAAAUGGAAAACUGGAUGAGAAAUAUUACAAGAGGGGUUAUGUGUUUAAUGCUCCGAACUUGAAACGUUUAACUUUGGGAAAUAUUUCGAUUCCAUAUUCGGAGUAUACAAUUAUUUUGCUAACACUUCCAAAUUUAAGUCACUUGGAUUUAUCCGAGAAUGAGAAUAUCAAAAGUUUUUAUUUCUGCAAUCUCGUGGAGAAUUUGGUGUCUCUUGUGCUUUACAAUGUUAAUUUAACCAAUGAUGCACCUGCCUUCGUGAAAAAUGUGACCCAUUUGAAAAAAUUGAGGUAUUUGGAUAUUUCUCAGUCGAAUCCAAUGAACGGUGAAUUCGAGAUGCCGGAUACAAUUCUUGGCGAAAUUGUUAUUGGAUUGCCGGAAUUGAUUUCAUUGGAUAUUGGUGGUACAAAUCUCGCGGGUCGAGGUGUCAUUCAACGAUCGCUUGAUAAGAAGAAUUAUUUCUUCGAUCAACUCAGUGAUAUUCCGGGACUUGCGUCAAGAGUGAAAAAUCCAUUACAAUUUCUCGGCUUGUAUGGAACGUCUCAUCAAGCUUGCACGAGGCAUGAUAUUCCUGCUUUAGUGAUUGCCGGAGACGCGAAUGAAGAUCAAAUUUUAGCGGCAGCUUUAGUUUGCAUGAAUAACAAGGAGGAAUUAUUGCAGAAAAUUCUUAACGAUUUAUAUCAAGUGUUCAGAUUUGAAAAUUGCAAGCGUAUGGAUCAAGCGCUCUGUAUAGUAUUAGAAGCAAUGGAAAAGCAUCCUUCCGAGAAGCACAUUCAAAUAUCCGGAAGCGCUACUUUGUUUUAUAUUAUUCGCUCGAGGGAAAAUCCUGUUAAUGCCAGUAUGAAAAAAAGAAUAAUUGGCGUUUUACUCGCCGGCAUGAGCGCUCAUAAAGAUGAAGAGACAAUGAUGCGAAAUGGCUGUUUGGCUCUUUGCCAAUUUCGCAUACCUCAAGAUGUGAUGUGGGGUUACGAGUCCUUAGUGAGAUUGCUGUUGCAUUCGGCGAAGAAUUCGGAGCCAGAAAGUUUUGUGCAACGAAUUGGAAUAUAUUUAUUAAAUUCUUUGGCAUGUCAAGUGGAAGGAAAAGAAAAGCGGCUACUUGGAAAAUUGGGCUGUGUCGAAACAAUGUUACAUUUGGUUAAAUAUAGAGUAAAAUCAAAAAUAUUCGACGAUGUCCUGGAAGUUGCCUGGUCAACAAUGUGGAACAUGACCGAUGAAACUGAUAUAAAUUGUCAAAGAUUUUUAAACACACAGGGAAUGGAUUUAUUCCUGGAAUGUGCAAAACAAUAUCCAAGUAGGGAAGAACUAUUGAGAAAUAUGAUGGGAUUAUUAGGAAAUGUAGCCGAAGUAGAAAGUCUUCGUUCUCAAUUAAUGCAGGAAAAAUAUGUUGUUGUAUUUUCUCGUUUGCUACGCUCAAAAAGCGAUGGAAUUGAAGUGUCAUACAAUGCAGCUGGUAUUUUGGCUCACAUGGUGUCUGAUGGCGUUGACGCCUGGACAAUUGAAAAUCCAACGAGAACCGAAAUUCUCGGUCUUAUGGUAAAAGCGAUAAAUCGCUGGAAUUUAGAUUCCGAGCGUAAUAUAAAUUAUAGAUCAUUUUUACCGCUCCUUCGACUAUUGGAUGUUUAUCAUACUCCUCAAUGUCAACAUUGGGCAGUUUGGGCUUUAGCAAAUCUCACGAGAGUUUAUCCUCACAAAUAUUGCGAUCUAGUCAUUUCGGAAGGCGGAAUAGAGAAAUUAAAGAAUUUAUUAGAAUCUGAUUUGCCAUACGACUUGAUAAAGCGACUUGCUCGUGAAGUUAUUGUCAGCUGUGGUAUGUAAAAACAAUGAGACAGAGAGAAAAAAAUUGAUGAAUAAUAUUUCGAGAGAACUCUAAAAUUGCACGAAAAAAUAUUUAUAUACUCAAGUAUAAAUAUUUAGUAAAAAAAAAUAGAGUCUUACUGGCAUAUGCUCCAAUAUUUCCGUACUCUCGAAGAAGAAUUAUUUUUAUUUUUUUCCUGGGGAAGAUAAAAAGUAUAUAAAUAUUUUUUUUACCCCACUGUUUUUCUCAUAAUGCUGAAAAUUAUCGUAAUGUUUGAUUUCUUUUUAUAAUCAUGAUACCCAAAUCGAUUUGUGUGUCCUUUGAUUCCUGUAAAUAGUUUUUCGAUCGGAAAGAGGUUGAACCUUGAGAGAACUGUUUCCGAAUAAAAAAAAAAAAUUGUGUAUUUGUCAAUUUGUGAUAUUGUCCCUGAAAAAUACACUCGUGAGUUUUAAUGAUUAAUAUAGUAUUCUCUGAAAGAGAAAAAUUUUAAAUUAAGCAAAUAGAAAAAGAAGGUGCGACCUCUUGAUAAUUUUUUUUUUUUUUUUUUUGCAUUUCGUAUAAAAAAUCUUGUAAAAUGGUCUUUUAGGGCAAACUUUAUUUUCAUCAUAUUAGUAAUAAAUAUUUUUUAGAUUUAAUAUAAA